GCCGCUGUUUCAUUCCUACCACCACCUUCACUUUCAUCCGGCUUUGAGAGUCGCUUUACAUUUCUAUCUCGCCAUUUUUCUUCUUCACGCUAUGCCUUCUACACACCCUUUGCCUGACUUUGCCGGUCACCUGGUUGCGAACGGUCGUCUUCUCCUUCUAGAGCUUCUCGGUGCUGGUUCAUACGGGAAAGUCUAUCGCGCUGUCGAUAUCACGUCGCCCAAGCAUGCUGAGGAAUACUACGCUGUCAAGUGUACGCACAGAUACAAGAAGGGUUCGCGACGCGACGCUCUCCAAAAGCGAGAAUUUUCGGCUCAUGCGAAGGUAUCUGGACACCCUAACAUCAUCACCUUUCAUAAGGCCUUCUAUGACGGACUUUAUCUAUACAUUGUUCUCGACCUCUGCUCGGGCGGAGACCUCUACAACGCCAUAGGCAAAACCCAUCUUCUGCGCGACAACGACGCGCUUCUCAAAAGCGUUUUCAUUCAACUCAUUGACGCCCUUCAAUAUUGCCAUAAGAAGAGUAUAUUCCACCGCGAUCUCAAGCCAGAGAAUGUCCUGUGUUCAAGAGACUUCACUAAAGUUUUCCUUGCUGAUUUUGGUUUGGCGACAACACUAGAAGAUUGCAAACACAUUGGAUGCGGUAGCAUGUCAUAUCAGAGUCCAGAAUGCAUUGGCGAGGAAUGGAAGAGCCCGACGUACUCGGCAAGACGGAGUGAUGUUUGGUCGCUCGGGAUCGUUCUCGUCAACAUGCUUUCUCGUCGUUGUCCGUGGAAAACUGCAAGGACAUCUGAUGUACUAUUCAAUGCUUUCCUUCGUGAUUCGACCUUCUUUCAGAAAUGCUUUCCCUUCUCGCCUGGCGUUAUCAAUGUCCUUCUGCGUAUCUUUGUCAUCCGUUCUGGCGAGCGGAUCACCCUACCUGAACUUCGCGAGGCGAUUCUCAGACUCGAUACUUUCUUCCUGUCGCCCGAAGACCUUUCUCAUGCUCCCAAGCUUAUUAGGGAUAUGGCUUAUCGGAGCCUUCCUGAUCGCAAUCAGCUGCAUCUAAGCGCAUAUUAUGAGCGAUGA
Messenger RNA from Desarmillaria tabescens, 1066 nucleotides. RefSeq names its product kinase-like protein. NCBI's taxonomy places the organism in Eukaryota, Fungi, Basidiomycota, Agaricomycetes, Agaricales, Physalacriaceae. The record is from RefSeq and is a predicted model, not a curated record. The transcript has 3 exons. The coding region runs from base 92 to 1066 and encodes 324 amino acids. Gene Ontology annotation, molecular function: protein serine/threonine kinase activity; ATP binding. Gene Ontology annotation, biological process: intracellular signal transduction; protein phosphorylation.